UCGAGGUUGUGGGUGCCUGGGAGGGGACACCCGGCCGCCCGGCCGCGGGCGUCUCAGCGAUGUUUUACUCAGGGCUCCUCACCGAGGGCGGCCGCAAGGAGACAGACAUGCGGGAAGCGGCGUCCCUGCGGCAGCAGCGCCGGAUGAAGCAGGCGGUGCAGUUCAUCCACAAGGACUCCGCCGACCUGCUGCCCCUGGACGGCCUCAAAAAGCUGGGCUCGUCCAAGGACACGCAACCUCAUAACAUUCUGCAGAGGCGCCUCAUGGAAACCAACCUGUCGAAGCUCCGAAGCAGUCGUGUCCCUUGGGCCUCUAAGACCAACAAAUUCACUCAGGCUAAGUCUGAAGGGCUAAAGAAGUGUGAAGAUGACGACAUGAUUGUAGUGCCUUGCCAGUGUGCUGGGAAGGACGUGAAAGCUUUAGUUGACACUGGUUGUCAAUAUAAUCUCAUCUCCUCAGCCUGUGUGGACAGAUUGGGACUAAAGGACCAUGUCAAAUCUCACAAGCAUGAAGGAGAAAAGCUUUCUCUACCACGGCAUCUCAAAGUAGUAGGUCAGAUUGAGCACCUGCUGAUUACAGUGGGCUCUCUCCGUCUGGAUUGCCCAGCAGCUGUGGUUGAUGACAAUGAAAAGAGCUUGUCGCUUGGUCUCCAGACUCUUAGAUCCCUGAAGUGUAUCAUAAACUUGGACAAGCACCGGCUGAUUGUGGGGAAGACAGAAAAAGAAGAAAUCCCUUUUGUGGAGAUGGUUUCUAUGAAUGAUGACAACACUUCAGAAGCAUAAUUGCAGCCUGACACGUGUGUGUGCAUGCACACACACACCAGGGUAACAGACUGAGGAAACUGGGUUCGAACUAAAUACAGUAGCAACUUGCUGUGGACCAAGUCCUUCCCUCCAGCACAUCCUGCAGGGGCUUCUUCCCACCCAGACCUUUCUAGACUAUAGUCUGUGCUUAGAGAUCUUGUCUGCUUAAUGGCUUAAUGGUUAAACAGACAUUGUUUUUUACUCUUUAAAUAUUUAAUUUAUAGACCUUUUUUGACACUGCCAGGUCUUAUUUGUGGCCUAUUUCUCCGCUUCCAAGAAUUUGCUUUUUAUUAAUCAAUCCAGUGUAGGAGCUGCCAGGUUCUACUUCUCCAUAGAUAACACUUGCUUUUUGAAAAUAUUAAAAUAUAUAGUAAAUAGGAACUUCCUUUCAGCUGUUUCAAAGGGUGUAGAAACAUGUCUUGACUUUAGAAUCUCUUCUUAUGUAAUUGAUUUUUCCAGUGUGAACUGAUCUGAAAGAUGUUUCAGAGAGGUCAUCUGGUACAGUCAUUUAAUUUAAACACAAGAACAGGUAAAUGACUUGUCUAAAGUCACAUAUUAAGUCAGUGGUAGAAGACAGCCAGAAUCCAGGCCUGAUAACCAGACCAAGGCUCUUAUGCUGCUUCGUUUGUUUUCCAGCCUUAAGAGGAAGGCAGGAGGGUUAAGGUGCAGAAAAGGAGGGGUGAUGGAUGUGGCUCAGCGGUGGCCUUCUUGUCUAAUGUGCCAGGUGGUCCUGGGUCCAGUCACAGCACUAGAGAUGGAGAGAGGGCUUGCUGAGUAAGAGUCUUGCUGUACAAGCAAGAAGACUGCCAUCGGGACCCAGUGCCCAGGCAAAAGCUGGGCAUCGUCCUGCACACCUGCGAUGCCACAGUUGACAGGAUAACCAGUGAGAGAGGGAGAGACAGGAAGAGGUGGGGAAUGGAAGGGGGUGUCUCCAGAGGAGACCUCAAAGGAACCAAGUGAAGUGUGGGAGAGGACUAGAGGGCACCCACAUGUUCCUCUGGCCUCUGAGAGUGUGCACAGGUGCACAGCUCCAUGCACUCAUACAAAUUCCUACACACACUCACAGACAUGGACACACACUCCAGGAAAAAGAUAACAGGGGACAAAAACAGGCUAUGAAGAUGAGUCAGUCUCUCAGUAAGCAAGAGAAAAAAGAAACCACAGAUAGGAAGGGAUAAUAUUAUUAGUUCCUGAGAUACCACUGACAAUGUAGUUGUCACUGUGGGAUAUUGAUUACCCCCAAGAACCAGUCAGAAUUUCUGUCUGUCUUGUUACAUGUCACAUAGACUCAAGUAGCUAGAAGUAGAGAUAGGGAAAGGAAAAAUAAAAACCAAAGUAGGCCAGAAUAGAAGGAGGAGACUGAGGAGCACGCUGCGUGGGAAACCCUGCCCAGGAGACUUUCCUGGGGUUGGAAUGUGGAGUGAAGCCUCCAGGCAGGGAAGUAAAAACUGGCAAGACUCGGACAAGGGAAGAAGAAAGGCAGCUGGCAGCAUAAGAACCAUUAACGGCCGGGAGUAGCAUGUGCCUUUAGUGCCAGCACCCCGAAGGCUGAGGCAGAGGCGGGCGGCUAUGAGUACGAGACCAGCCUGAUCUACAUAGUGAGUUCCAGGCCAGACAGGGAAACAGUCUCAAAAGACAAAAUAAAAUAAAAACAAAAAUAAACAAACCAAAAUAACCUUUAUUACUGCCCAGUACUUCCUGAUCUGACCCAUCUCAGUGGACUGGGGAAAUCAUGGGGCUGCUUUUUAAGCUCCCUGCCCUCCCCCACGCUAUCAUGUCUUCUCAGGCAUAGAGAUGCCUGUAGUGGAAUCUUCCUUUCAGUUCAGUUACAGAAAUACUUGACAAUUCAGAAAAAUAGCUAACUGUAAGUAAUCCUUCAAGAUAUUUCUAAGUCUACCCUUGGUUCAUAGCAGUUCUCAAACUUUGAAUCUUGUCAGGUAUCUAUCACCAGCUGUCCCAGCCUUCAGCCUGGCCAUGAGAGCCCCCUUGUGUGGGAGGAACAUGCUUGUUCCCGAGGCUCCCUCCCUCCAUCACUGUAGCAUAGCUGCCAGCUCUUCUUACAGGACAGAGGUGGAGAUGUCACCCUGAUUUCCCUACUUGAGAGCUCUACCUCAAGGCUUGGCUCUUGGCUGCAAAGGAAGCAUACUGCAGGCUCCUUCUAGAGUCUGUUUGGAUUUCCUGAGGGCCAGCAAGGCCAGGAAUUCCCAGGCAUCGAUUUCUGGCCUCUUUUAAUUCAGCACUAUAUGGUACCAGGAUAUAUAUGUUACCAGGAUAUAUAUGGUACCAUGGCCUUUAAUGUUUCCUUUUGUCUCUGAAAACCACUCAGUUGUUUUCUAAUUUGGGAAUAGAAACAAGAGGUUCACUCAGUUCAUUCACAUCAUCUGAAUCUUCUAACCAAAUUAUUUUAAUCCCUAGGCAUAACAGAGAUACCUAAAAUGGUUCAAGAUAAUUAUAGGAAGUCUUGGGGUUUAUUAGUGCUUUUUUUCUUUGUUUUUGAGACAGGAUCUUAUUAUGUGGGCUAGGCUGGCCUGAAACUCAAUAUGUAGAUGAGACUGGCCUCCAACUCAUGGAAAUCAGCCUGCCUGUGGCUCGGCAUUGAUGUUGGUUUUGUUUGUUUGUUUGUUUGUUUGUUUGUUUCCGAGACAGGGUUUCUCUGUGUAGUCCCGGCUGUCCUGGAACUCACUCUGUAGACCAGGCUGGCCUCGAACUCAGAAAUCCGCCUGCCUCUGCCUCCCAAGUGCUGGGAUUACAGGCGUGCGCCACCAGCACCCGGCUCAUCAUUGAUGCUUUUUAAAUGCUGCCAAGUUACUCUUAUAGUUUCUGUCUCCUCAGUGUUCACAAAGGGACACUGCCUUUGCUUUUGGGGGCUAGCAAAGUAUGGUCAAAGAAUUUUUCCUAGAUAGAAAAUGGCAGUGUUUCUUAGGGUGUAAGAAAGUGUCUACCGCAUCAUAGUUCUGAGUCCCUGGGAAGUAGUAGCAGACCUGUCUCAUUCCUUAAUAGACACCACAUCCAGGAAGUUGAAGAUACACAUCCAGGUUUUUCUACUUUCCUGGGAUAUCUUCUUUCCUUUUCCUUGCUUUGCACAUAGCCCACGAGCUUGGUUUUGUGUUCCUUUGCUCAGAGCACCGAUGGCCUGGGUUGCCUAGCUGCCCUUCCUCUUGUGUAGUACAAAUACCUUCAGGCUGGGGACAUGGAGGGAUGAACUGGAUUCCUCCCUCCUUCUGUUACCAGGUCUCUCUGCAUUAGCACUUUAUCUGCUCAGUAUUUCUGGCUGUACUGGGCUUAUUUGUGACACUGCUGUAUCAAUAAAGUGGACUUGUUCUCUG
Messenger RNA from Apodemus sylvaticus (European woodmouse), 4129 nucleotides. RefSeq names its product nuclear receptor interacting protein 3 (gene Nrip3). The transcript has 7 exons. Gene Ontology annotation, biological process: proteolysis. Gene Ontology annotation, molecular function: aspartic-type endopeptidase activity. Bases 60 to 782 code for a protein of 240 amino acids. The record is from RefSeq and is a predicted model, not a curated record. NCBI's taxonomy places the organism in Eukaryota, Metazoa, Chordata, Mammalia, Rodentia, Muridae.